Cyclocybe aegerita is the source of this 1545-nucleotide messenger RNA. The record is from the annotation of a GenBank genome assembly. NCBI's taxonomy places the organism in Eukaryota, Fungi, Basidiomycota, Agaricomycetes, Agaricales, Hemipholiotaceae.
AUGAGUCUGAACAUAACCGCCCUCAUCAUCUCCGUUCUCUGCAUUAUCCUCUACCACAUCUGUCGGGCCGUAGUCCGUCAGAAAAGGAAAGGAAUCUAUCCUCCGGGACCGAAGCCCUGGCCUAUAGUCGGUAAUUUAUUUGACCUGCCAUCUGACCAGACCGGGCAAACCUACCUGGAAUGGGGACGAAGAAACAACAGCGACAUCCUUCACGCUCAGGUUCUGGGACACCAUAUCGUUAUCGUGAAUAAACGAGAAAUAGCAGAUGAGCUUCUUGAGAAACGCGCUAGGAACUCCUCCGGUCGUCCUUACACCCCUAUAGUGAAGCUAUUGGAUUGGGAAUUCAACAUCGCGCUCAUGGACUACGGUGACGAGUGGCGCAAGCACCGGAAGGUGUGCCAACAACAUCUUAACCGCGAAGCGUCGAGGUCAUUCGAGCCCAUUCAAUUGGAGAAAGUUCACAGGGCUCUUCUCCAACUUCUCCGUUCUCCCGAGGAGUUUGAGGCUCAUAACAGAAUGUUGUCAAUCUCUAUUACAAUGGAUAUGAUGUACGGAUAUCAGGUGAAGAACCUCGACGACCCGGCUAUCGAUGCGGCAACACGAACUGCUGAAAUAGGUGAUCCAUUAUUCAUGACAUCGGGAAGUAUGAUCAAUAUCAUCCCUGUUCUUGCCCGCGUUCCUGCCUGGGUUCCCGGCGCUAUAUCCCAGAAGCUUGCGACUCAGGCCCGCUACUGGACCGGAAAAAUGAAGGAUAUCCCAGUGGACGACGUCAAGAGACAAAUGGCUGCUGGAAUAGACUCCCCGUCGCUGCUGACUCAGUUCAUGGAAAAGAAGGCGACGACAGGCGCUUCAGAGGAAGAGGAAGAAAUUAUGAAAAAUGUUGCAUACACCGUGUAUGGCGCUGCAUCCGAUACAACGAUAUCGGCGACGGCCACUUUCUUCUAUACCAUGGCCAUCAGCCCCGAAGUGCAGAAGAAAGCGCAGGCCGAAAUUGACCGCGUCGUCGGCAACCAUAGGCUCCCUGAUUUCACUGAUAGAGCCUCUUUGCCCUACAUCGAGGCAGUAUAUCGUGAGGUGAUGCGAUUCGCCCCGCCGCUUCCCCUCGGCAUGAUGCACACCCUCGCCGAGGAUGACUUUUACGGAGAUUAUCUCCUUCCGAAAGGGACCCAAGUUUUCGCCAACAUUUGGGCUAUCACUCACGACGAGGGCACUUAUAAAGAUCCCGACGCGUUCGAGCCCGAGAGGUUCUUCGACGAAGACGGGUCCCUCAAUGAUGACGACCGCGUUCUCGCUUAUGGAUACGGGCGACGAAUUUGCGCCGGGAAGCAUGUCGCGAGCGCCACAAUGUGGAUUACCAUCGUAUCCAUUUUAGCCUGCUUUAACAUCAGCAAGGCAAAGGAUGAGUUCGGGAAGGAGAUCGAGAUUAACCCUGAGUUCGAGGAUCAUGGAGUCAAGACGAUUAAGAAACCUUUCGAGUGUUCGAUUACUCCCCGUUCGCCUGCUGUUCAGAAGUUAAUUGAAGAUGUGGUAUCAGAGCUUAAAUGA